CCGAGGGACAACUUUUCCGCCGCGUGAGUGAGUAGCGCGGGGCCGGGCCGGGGGCUCCCUCUCCCGCUCGGGGCUCCGGGACGGGACGGGGACGGGACCUUCUCGGAGAAAGUCGAUUGGAUGCCAGGAGGGGCGCCCGGCGGGGGCUUUUCUUUCUCUCUCUUUUCCCUCCUUCCCGCGGGCUCACCAAAUCAGAGCUGUCACUCGGGGCCUGUGAGUCAGGGGGGAUCGGGUUACACGAGCCCUGAACCCGAUGCCGGCGCGGCGGCGCGGGCGGAGGGAGCGGGCAGGGCUGCUCCUCGGCGCGCUCCACGCUCGCGGUCGCGCACACUCGCCGCCCCGACGACUCGCCCUCCCCGGGCCGCCCGCGCCGCCCCGCCGGCCGCCCGCACCCCCUCCGGGCCCGGCCCCGCCGAUCGCUGCGGGAGCCCCGGCGGCCGGCACCUCGCGCCCCGCGGAGCCCGGAGACCGGCGCCCGGCGCCCGGCGCCGGCCGCCCGCCCGCGCCCGGGACGCGGGUCCAGGGGAAGUUGGGGGACUUGACAGCCGCCGCCGCCGCAGGUGUUCCUGAUACCAGAGAGCUGAAGUAAUGAGAAGGCACCAUGGAGGCCCAGUCCCACAGCUCCCUGACCACUGAGAAGAAGAAAGUGGAGAAUUCCGUAGUAAAAUGCUCCACUCGAACAGAUGUCAGCGAGAAAGCUGUGGCCUCCAGCACUACUUCCAAUGAGGAUGAAAGUCCUGGACAGACCUAUCACAGAGAGAGAAGAAACGCAGUCACCAUGCAGCCGCAGAGCGUCCAGGGCCUUGGCAAGAUCAGCGAGGAGCCUGCUACCUCCAGCGACGAGAGGGGCUCGCUGAUCAAGAAGGAGAUCCAUGGGUCCCUGCCCCACCUGGCUGAGCCCUCCAUCCCGUACCGCGGGGCCGUGUUCGCCAUGGACCCCAGGAACGGUUACAUGGAACCUCACUACCACCCUCCUCACCUGUUUCCUGCAUUCCACCCUCCUGUGCCAAUUGAUGCCAGACAUCAUGAGGGGCGUUACCAUUAUGAUCCGUCUCCGAUUCCUCCACUGCAUGUGAAAGCCUCCAGGAACAUGCAGAGGCCUUCUGCCUUAUCGAGUAGCCCAACGUAUUCGGACCUGCCCUUCAUCAGGAUCUCCCCGCACCGGAACCCUGCCGCCGCCUCCGAGUCCCCCUUCAGCCCUCCGCAUCCCUACAUCAACCCCUACAUGGACUACAUCCGCUCCCUGCACAGCAGCCCGUCCCUGUCCAUGAUCUCCGCGGCCCGGGGGCUGAGUCCCACAGAUGCGCCCCACGCGGGAGUCAGCCCCGCAGAAUACUACCAUCAGAUGGCUCUGUUAGCUGGCCAGCGCAGCCCCUACGCAGACAUCCUGCCCACGGCGGCCACCACCGGCGCGGGGGCCAUCCACAUGGAGUACUUCCAUGCCAUGGACAGCACCAGGUUCCCCAGCCCCAGGCUGUCAGCCAGGCCAAACCGAAAACGCACGCUGUCUAUAUCACCACUGUCCGAUCAUAGCUUUGACCUUCAGACCAUGAUAAGGACGUCUCCCAACUCCUUGGUCACAAUUCUCAAUAAUUCCCGCAGCAGCUCUUCAGCAAGUGGCUCCUAUGGUCACUUAUCUGCAAGUGCAAUCAGCCCUGCCCUGAGCUUCACCUACCCUUCUGCGCCUGUGUCGCUCCACGUGCACCAGCAGAUCUUAAGCCGGCAACAGAGCUUAGGCUCGGCCUUCGGACACAGCCCUCCGCUCAUCCAUCCUGCCCCAACAUUCCCAACACAGAGGCCUAUUCCUGGGAUCCCCACGGUUCUGAACCCUGUCCAGGUCAGCUCUGGCCCUUCGGAGUCCUCACAGAACAAGCCCACGAGCGAGUCUGCGGUGAGCAGCACUGGCGACCUGAUGCACAACAAACGAUCCAAGAUCAAACCGGAUGAGGACCUCCCCAGCCCGGGGCCUCGGGGCCAGCAGGAUCAGCCGGAAGUAACCACCCUGGUGAAGGAGGAAGGGGACAAAGAUGAAAGCAAGCAGGAGCCUGAAGUCAUCUAUGAGACCAACUGCCACUGGGAAGGCUGCACACGGGAGUUUGACACCCAGGAGCAGCUGGUGCACCAUAUAAAUAACGACCAUAUUCAUGGAGAGAAGAAGGAAUUUGUGUGCCGGUGGCUCGAUUGCUCCAGAGAGCAGAAGCCCUUCAAAGCCCAGUACAUGCUGGUGGUGCAUAUGAGACGACACACGGGAGAGAAACCUCACAAAUGCACUUUUGAAGGUUGCACAAAAGCCUACUCGAGACUCGAAAACUUGAAAACACACUUGAGAUCUCACACUGGAGAGAAACCGUAUGUCUGUGAGCACGAAGGUUGCAACAAGGCCUUCUCGAAUGCUUCUGAUCGUGCCAAGCACCAAAACAGAACACAUUCCAAUGAGAAACCAUAUGUGUGUAAAAUCCCAGGCUGCACUAAGCGCUACACAGACCCCAGCUCUCUCCGGAAACACGUGAAGACAGUGCACGGCCCAGAGGCUCAUGUCACCAAGAAGCAGCGUGGGGACAUCCAUCCUCGGCCCCCCCCACCACGGGAUUCUGGCAGCCAUUCCCAGUCCAGGUCACCUGGGCGGCAGACUCAGGGAGCCCUUGGUGAGCAGAAGGACCUCAGCAACACUACCUCAAAGCGGGAGGAAUGCCUCCAAGUGAAAACGGUCAAGGCGGAGAAGCCCAUGACAUCUCAGCCAAGCCCUGGUGGUCAGUCUUCAUGCAGCAGCCAACAGUCCCCCAUCAGCAACUAUCCCAACAGUGGGCUCGACCUUCCUCUGAGCGAAGGAGGUGGCGUGGGGGACCUCGGUGCCAUCGACGAAACCCCGAUCAUGGACUCGACCAUCUCCACUGCAACCACAGCCCUCGCUCUGCAAGCCAGGAGAAACCCGGCAGGGACCAAAUGGAUGGAGCACAUCAAGCUAGAAAGGCUCAAACAAGUGAACGGGAUGCUCCCGAGACUGAACCCCGUCCUCCCCCCCAAAGCCCCUGCGGUCUCUCCUCUCAUAGGAAACGGCACCCAGCCCGGUAACAGCUGCAGUGUGGGCGGGCCCAUGACCCUCCUCCCCAACCGCAGCGACCUCUCCUCCGGGGCGGACGUCACCAUGCUGAACAUGCUCAACCGGAGGGACAGCAGCACCAGCACCAUCAGCUCGGCCUACCUGAGCAGCCGCCGCUCCUCGGGCAUCUCGCCCUGCUUCUCCAGCCGCAGGUCCAGCGAGGCGUCCCAGGCCGAGGGCCGGCCCCAGAACGUGAGCGUGGCCGACUCCUACGACCCCAUCUCCACCGACGCCUCCCGCCGGUCCAGCGAGGCCAGCCAGUGCGACGGGCUGCCCAGCCUGCUCAGCCUCACGCCGGCCCAGCAGUACCGCCUGAAGGCCACGUACGCGGCCGCCACGGGCGGGCCCCCGCCCACGCCGCUGCCCAACAUGGAAAGGAUGAGCCUGAAGACCAGGAUGGCCCUGCUCGGGGACGGCCGCGAGCCGGCGGGCACCCUGCCGCCCGUCCACCCUCCCCGCAGGUGCAGCGACGGGGGAGCCCACGGCUUCUACGGCCGGCGGCCGCUGCUGCCCCAGGACGCGCUGGGCCACGGCGUGAGGAGGGCCAGCGACCCGGUGAGGACGGUCUCGGAGGGCCUGUCCCUGCCCCGGGUGCAGCGGUUCAGCAGCCUCAGCAGCUGCGCCCCGACGGCGCCACCACCCCCCUCCCUGGAGAAGCGUAACCUGGUGCUGCAGAACUACACGCGGCCCGAGGCCGGGCCGGCCCGCCAGUUCCGAGCAUCCCCCUGCCCCCCGAGCAUCGCCGAGCACGUCCCCCUGGAGUCCCUGACCAUGGACGCCGACGUGGGCCUGAGCGAUGAGGACCUCCUGCCUGACGACGUGGUGCAGUACCUGAACGCCCAGAGCCAGGCUGGCUUCGAGCAGCACUUCCAGGGCGCCCUCUCCGACGACCGCAAAGCGCCCCCGGGGCCCGGCGUGGGGGCCAGGCACGGCGACUUCGACCAGCCCGGGCUGCCCGAUAGCCACGCCGCCGGCCAGCAGUACCGAGAGCUGGAGCAGCCCUGCCCCGAAGCCAGCAAAGCCGACCUGCCCAUCCAGUGGAACGAGGUCAGCUCGGGCAGCGCCGACCUGUCCUCCUCCUCCUCCUCCUCCUCCUCCUCCAGGCUCAAGUGCGGCCAGCGGGCCCCAGUGCAACCGGCGCGGGCCUUCGGGGGGUAUACCAACAUGGGUGUCCACCCGCAGAACCCCCUGGGGAGCGGGGCCGGCCCGGCGGGGGUCUACCCGGGCCCCGGGGAGCACUGCGGCACCUAUGGCGGGCCCGAGCACCUGGCUGUCCACGGUGGCGGCGGGACUGGCGCCAGCAGAACUGUCUUCCACGAACAGCCCUACAAGGUCCCGCAGUACGGGAGCUGCCUCGGCAGGCAGCCCGGUGCCCCCGGCCUGCUCGACGGGGCCACUGGUGCUGGGAUUCCCGCGGCCAAGCUGAGAGGCGCCGCCCUGCAGGGGAAUGGGAGCCAGCCAGAUUUCAGCCUGCCCAUGCUGCCCGGGGAGUCCGCCGGCAGCUCCGUGAAUGGCGUGCCAACCCGCUACCCGGUGGGGCAGGGGUACUUGGCCCAUCCGAUGCUCAGCGACGGCGUGCACCACCAGGGGGCAGGCCGCCCCGGGCAGCCCAUGCUGGGGCAGGUUAGCGCUACCUCACACAUCAAUGUUUAUCAAGGGCCAGAAGGCAGCCUGCCAGGGCCUCCCGGCCUCGGGGGCCAGCCGUCCGGCCUGGCAGCCGUCAGGGACUACCAGCCAUGCGCAGGCUACGGAGGCAGCAGGCGCCAGGUCGUGCCGAGAGGCAGCCUCGCUCUGCAGCCGCUGCCGCCACCAGGACAGCACAGCGACACCAGUCAGACCUGCAGGGUCAACGGCAUCAAGAUGGAGACACAACAAGGGCAGCCCCAUCCGCUCUGCUCCAACGUGCAGAGUUACUCCGGUCAGUUCUAUGACCACACCAUCGGCUUCAGUCCGCAAGACCUGAAAACUGGCUCGUUCUGCCUCUCCGAAGCCAGCUGCCUGCUGCAGGGGGCCGGCACCGAGAGCUCGGAGUUGCUGUCCCCGGGCGCCAACCAGGUGACGAGCACCGUGGACAGCCUCGACAGCCACGACCUGGAAGGGGUGCAGAUCGACUUCGACGCCAUCAUCGACGAUGGGGACCACGCCAGCUUGAUGUCCGGAGCGCUGAGCCCGAGCAUCAUCCAGAACCUCUCCCACAGCUCCUCCCGCCUCACCACGCCACGGACAGCCCUGCCGCUGCCCGCGCUGUCCGUGAGCACCACCAACAUGGCCAUCGGGGACAUGAGCUCUCUGCUGACCUCCCUCGCGGAGGAAAGCAAGUUCCUUGCAGUUAUGCAGUAGGCGCUGGGGAGAAGGACUGCCAAUGGACGUGAAACUUUAGGAGUUUAAGUGGUUACAUUGAGUCAUUUUUUUUUCUGUUGUUUUUUUGUUGUUGUUUUUAGUUCUGUAUGUAUUUUAGCAAUCUCAUAUCACAUCUUGGGAUGUGUUUCAAGUAUAUUCCUUUUAUGGAAAAGGACUCUGAAAAACCCUAAAGUAUUCUAGGGAGACUGUCUUCCAUUUCAGUUUGAAUCAGUAUUGUGACACUCGAAACGUCCCCCCUUUUUUAAAAAACAAAACAAAACACAAGCACACACACACAAACAAAUCCUGUGAGUCUGCCCCCCUUUAUCAGUAAACCAGUAUCAAUGUGCGAUGUGCAUGUUCUUUCGUUUCGAAGAGGUCAGACGGAAGGGUGUGACAUGUUCCUCUGUGACUCACAGGAAGCGGGAGUGGGUAAGCCUCUGGCCAAAGGCUUGCUUUCACCUUUUAGACUGUCCUUUCCACUUGCCCAUUGUCUGUUUCGUUUCUUGUUGGUUUGUUUGUGUGUGUGUGUUUUUUUUUAAAUUCCCACGUUGGGCACAAGAAUGGAUAGUGAGUUUAAGAAUCUUUUGUGGAUGAAUUGUCGCAUAGAAUACAGAUGUUUUGACAUCCCCUCUUCACCCCAAUUCAGUUCAGGGCAUACUGUUGACAGUUGCCACAAGUGGAAACUUGGGGCUCCUGGUCAGUCAUUUGCUCACAGUUUAGGUUUAAAAUUCUUCCUGUCCAUCGGGUGCUUGGGAGGGUGGGGGGCAGGUCGGAAGGGUCAGCUCUCGGUUAUCUUCUUUGCCUGUUUCUCUAUGAGUGCUCAGUGCCAUGCAGCCUCCCGGGAGGGGUCAGAAAGCCGGUGGAUGGCAAACAGUCACGCUGCUUCUUUCUUCUGUUCCCGUGAGAAGCUAGGUGGGUUGUAGGUUGGAGCUGUUGCAUAGCAUUAACUAGUUUGGGGAAUAUUUGUAGGUUUGCCAUACUUGUUGAUCAGUCCCAUCUCUUUACCGUUAUCCUAGAUAACUGAGAAUGGAUUAUAUGUAGUGCUAAGUACAACCCCACAGCCGGCUGUCCCUAACGUAGGGAAGGACUGCUUCUAUUCCAAGUGCCCUAUUUCCAGGGAUUUAUAAAAUUUACUUGUAACGGGAAACGCUCACGCACAAUGAUAAUGGGAUUAAAUUGCUUUGACCAUCUUUGGUAUUUGAGAGACUAGCAGCUGUGUGGAUGCCUUUUUAUAUCCUGUCGGUCAAAUGCUGCCUCCAUUUAAAAAAUUAAGUGUUCUCUGCAGUGAAGCCUUCCUGUGGGCUCAGUCUGCCCUUUUGUUUUGGGUUAAACCCAUGGUUGGAAAACUGCGGCUUGCGAGCCACAUGCGGCUCUUUGGCCCUUUGAGUGUGGCUCUUCCACAAAAUACCACAGCCUGGGCGAGUCUAUUUUGAAGAAGUGGCAUUAGAAGAAGGUUAAGUUUAAAAAAUUUGGCUCUCAAAAGAAAUUUCAAUCCUUAUAUUGUUGAUAUUUGGCUCUGUAGACUAAUGAGUUUGCCGACCACUGGAUUAAACGAUUAGAAGAAUGUAGCUACUUCCUAUGUGCAGUGGAGACACAUAAAGAACAUACUGUGUGUGCACGGGGUACAUGGAUGAUCCAGCGUUAUACUUUUAAAAGUAGAUCAACUAUUAAAAUGUUAACCCCUGAGACUAUCUGCUGUGUUCUUCCCACAUUGAUCCUGGAGUUGGAUUUAUCCAAAGUGACUCAUGGUUCCAUGGUGUGGCUUUUCCCCUUUAUUCCUGCCCCUUACAUGAGCUUCAGAAAGGCAACAUCGGACACAAUAAUAUGUUAGUUAACAGAAGGAAUGUGAGGACCAGCCCGUGUUUCUCAUGUUUACGUUCUCUGGUUUGGACCAAGAACCUCAGCGCGGAGGUAAAUAAGGCAGCGGGGUUUGCCUUCCCCUGGUGUCCCCAAGACCACCAGAGGGAUGCUGGCCUUAUCUUCCCUGUUCUUGUGGUUUCGUCCAAUCUCUGUUCUCCUCUGCCUGAGUGCUCUCCUCAGGAGUUGCUGGAUGGGACCCCAGUUUCUCAGUUCCUAUCAUCUGUGCCUCUGCUUUUUCUUCCGGCUUCCAGUGAUUCUCCGGGUUGCCCAGUUUCUGAAAACGUGUUCUCCUUGCUCCUGCCUUGAGAUGUUGCAGGAGACCCAUUCCGGUGCAGCAUGUGACUCCUCUCCAUCUGGAGAUCCCAGAGCGACGGGUCUGUUGUGACCGUCAGUGGCAGGAACGUCUUCUGGGGCCAUGGAGACGUGUCCUGUCAGGAUGUGGAUCUCAGUAGGCGUGGCACCUCCAGCCUUCUCUCCGCCGAGUCACUGUUGUCACAUCCUCCUUUGUUCUGAAGGCUCCUGCAUGGCGUUCCUGUCUCAUGUCUCUGUUAAACGUGUUCUCACAUGUCAAACUAUCUUUGUUUUCUAAAGAAGGGAUUAGAGACUCGUUCAAUGUGCCCUGCUCCUCACACGAGGGCUCACCCUCCGAACCACAGAGUUUUGAUUCUUGCGAUGUACGUGCCUUAUUUUGUGUUCAUCGUGUCGAUGCCAGGGACCAUUUGGUGUUGCCCAAAUCAGAAUUCAAGGCCGCAUGCGCCCCAGCAGCGGAGAGCACACGCCUGUAGCCAUGGUAGCGGAGUCUGAGCUGUCUCGUGACCUGGUUCCCCGUGUUGUUCUGAACCGAUAGGAGGGUGUUCUCUUCGGACAAGUCACUGUUGUGUAUCCCGCAAACGUGUAAGAUAAAGUACAAGUUCAUUUUUUUCACCUUUUUUAGAUUUUUAAAAAAAAUAAAACAUGUAAUCCUUUUUUAAAAGAAAGACGUGUAAAUACAUUUAAGUAUUGUAGGCAUAGCGUCCGAACGUGGUCGGCCCCGGGCCCCCCUGGCAUCUGCCCACCUCCAGAGCGAUGCCCCCACGCCCACCUCCAGCCCGGAGGGCAGCCGCCGCCGAUGGACUCGAAUUUUGCUUUCAGAACCACUUAGUCCUUUUGUAACAAAGAGAAAGAACCAUGUUUCUUACGAUGUCAAUAAAAAAAAAAACUCUUUGUACUGAA
Molecule: messenger RNA, 8515 nt
Organism: Pipistrellus kuhlii (Kuhl's pipistrelle)
Lineage: Eukaryota; Metazoa; Chordata; Mammalia; Chiroptera; Vespertilionidae
Gene: GLI3
Product: GLI family zinc finger 3
Exons: 16
Coding region: 602-5440 (1612 amino acids)
Biological process (GO): smoothened signaling pathway; regulation of transcription by RNA polymerase II
Cellular component (GO): nucleus
Molecular function (GO): RNA polymerase II cis-regulatory region sequence-specific DNA binding; DNA-binding transcription factor activity, RNA polymerase II-specific
Source: RefSeq, a predicted model, not a curated record